GAACAAACCCGACCGGACCCAAAUCGAUCUUCAAAACUUUCAACCCGAAAACUGAUAGUGGAUAAGAGUUCAUCUCCAUCAUCUCCAAAGAGAGAAAGAAGAAGAAAUACAGACAAGUUCACUGCCAUGAUUCUCUCUCUUUAUCUCUAAUUCUCUUUCAUUUUAGAAGCUCCAAUUCCUUCAUCAAUGGCCUCCAAGAUUCUUCCUCAGGCCGUAAUUUCUAUUCCAAGAAACCCCAAUCAAUGUCCACCAAGAAGAUUAGGGUUUUGUUCUGCAGUUUCUGGUACUCGUGUUUCGUUUUCUACUCUUUCCUCUAGUUCAAUCGGCUCCCAUUUUCGUCAUACUGUUUCGGCGCCGUUGAAACGGGCGUUUGUUGUGAGAGCUGAGGCGAAUCCCGAAGCGGAGUCGGCAGCUGAAGAAGCUCCUGAAGCUGAAGUAGAAGCAGCAGUGGAGUCUGAUGCUCAGCCUGAGGAGGAGAAGCCGUCGAGAAAGCCUCGUGUUAAGCUCGGAGAUGUAAUGGGGAUACUUAAUAAGCGGGCAAUUGAAGCGUCGGAGAAGGAGAGGCCGAUUCCAGACAUUAGAACUGGUGACAUUGUAGAACUUAAACUGGAAGUUCAAGAAAAUAGGCGUAGGCUUUCUGUUUAUAGAGGAAUUGUCAUAUCAAAACAAAAUGCUGGCAUCCACACUACGAUUAGAAUUCGCCGAAUUAUUGCUGGUGUUGGUGUGGAAAUUGUUUUUCCGCUAUACUCACCAAACAUCAGAGAGAUAAAAGUGGUGAGCCACAGGAAGGUGAGGAGGGCAAGGUUGUAUUAUUUGAGAGACAAACUUCCAAAACUCUCUACUUUCAAGUGAAAACCCCCCCAAUUCCUUUUUUUCAUCGACCGUCAACGGGUUGUAUCUUGCUAUGAUUGAAAAUUUCCUGUUUCUUUUUUAUAGACGCGGGCAUUAUUCUUCUGUAUUUAUAUUAUCCUCCCACAUUAACAUUUGCUAGUCUAAUUAUAUAUCUGAGCAACAGGGUUUUGAUGAA
This is a messenger RNA of Cucumis melo (muskmelon), 1027 nucleotides long. Its product is annotated as 50S ribosomal protein L19, chloroplastic. Gene Ontology annotation, biological process: translation. NCBI's taxonomy places the organism in Eukaryota, Viridiplantae, Streptophyta, Magnoliopsida, Cucurbitales, Cucurbitaceae. The record is from RefSeq and is a predicted model, not a curated record. The coding region runs from base 187 to 852 and encodes 221 amino acids. The transcript has 5 exons. Gene Ontology annotation, molecular function: structural constituent of ribosome. Gene Ontology annotation, cellular component: ribosome.